Molecule: messenger RNA, 2097 nt
Organism: Colletotrichum karsti
Lineage: Eukaryota; Fungi; Ascomycota; Sordariomycetes; Glomerellales; Glomerellaceae
Product: upf0171 domain protein
Exons: 3
Coding region: 1-2097 (698 amino acids)
Biological process (GO): TORC1 signaling; positive regulation of autophagy; cellular response to amino acid starvation
Cellular component (GO): GATOR1 complex
Source: RefSeq, a predicted model, not a curated record
AUGGCGCUGCCCGUGCUCCCGAACCCCGCCAACUUUCUGGCCGUAGCACUGGUCAUCAACAGAUCCCGUGAUGGCCCCAACUUCGUCUUUCACUACCCGCCACAAGUCCUGCCUCCCAACGCCAAGCCGCAGAAUCACGAGCCGGCAGACGCUCCUCCCGAUAACGACGACAUAUUGCUUGAGCGCUUAAACCAACCCGCGUCGCUAGACGCAGAUGCCAACACGGACGAAUCCCAGCAAUGGACCGUAGGCGACGACCACCUGAUCACCGAUGAAGGCACACAGAUCGUGCCGUGGGAGCAUGUGGCAGGCUUUCCGACCAAAGACCUCGCCAGCGUCCUGACCCCAGGCAGGGCUUAUCACAAGAAGCUGUUUCAACUUUCUCUCGACCCCUUGUACUGUGUCUCCUAUCCAAUCCACGUACCUGAAAGUGGCAGUUGGAAAAAGAAGAAGAAAAAGAAGGGAAAGCCUGAGAGGGCCAAGUCCGUAAGAACAGAAGAGUCGGCGGUGCUGGUCGAUUACGAUCCGAGCGAGGAAAAUGAGGCGACUCCCAAUGGCGCUGAUGCCUCUCAGGGGGACCCCAAAGAAGAAGAGAAGCCCGAUGAGGCAGAUGACAAGCGAGCCUCCAUGACCAUGUUCAACUUGGUCUUCAUACUCAACCCGAGGAAACACGAAGCCAAAGAGCUAAUAGCCACCUUGUACUUGAACAUCAUCAAGAAGGUGAACAAGGCCUACAAGUACUGGCGCAAGAUGAGCUCCCUGUGGAGCGAGAUAUUGGCGACUUCGUCACUGGCGGCUUCGGUUCAGGACAUCUACGAGGCGGUAUCCCAGAAUAAGAUUGCAGCUCUGCAGCUGGACACGACGAACGGGCCAAUCACCCCGUCCGUACAGAUUCCUGUACCGUUUUAUGUUACGGACUUGCAUCAGAUCGGGCAGAGAGAGAACAGAGGCCUCUGGCUGACGACGGCCAAUUCCUUCAUUGGCGAAGACACCAUUGACGAACCCGGAUUUCUGGACCGCAACUUUGCAUUGCUUCUCAUGGGUGACGAGAAGAAGAUCAUCGCCGAGCUCCAGGCAGAUCCGGACCCUAGCACAGUCGCCAUGGUCGAGUUCGCCCGGCUUUCGAAGCCUACGCAGUCCUUCUAUCAAGUCGGACAAAGUAACAUCCUAACGUUGAGUCAAGUGCGUAAGUACGCCCAGCAUUUCAUCUUUUGGCGUCGCGCCAUCGCGAUACCUCCUUUACAUGCUCGCGACAUAUACAUCAUGUCCCCGAACUGCGACACUCGCAACCUUCCCCGAGCCAGCCUCGAGUGGCAGAGGUCGUUUCCCCUAGCCCCGCCGCUCACCAACUUCCUCGCGGAGUUGUCCUACGCUCCGCGACCAUACAAACAUUUCUGCCCCAGCAAAGCCCACCGCCCGACGUACCUCGCCAUGCUGGCCUGGCUGAUGCGUGGCGCGUGGGUCACGCAGCUCUGCACCUUUGCCUAUGUGGUCGUCUGGCCCGAGAUCAUCUACGAAGUCGAGCACAAGCUCGAGAGCGACGAGCUGCGCAAGGCCGACGAUGCCAGCGCUCUCCUCAGCACCAGCGGCGGCGCUCUCAACGGCCCGAGUCCCCUCGACGUUGUCGACGAGCAGUCCGAUGCCGCCGGGGAAGGCGGCGGCGGUAGCGGUGCCGCCACGAUGGUUGCGCACGUGCCGACCAUGAGCGAGCAGGUGGCGGAGAAGGCGCGGCUGGAGCGCAUCGCGGAGAAGACGCAGCGCGAGGCGGCCGAGAAGGCGACGGCGCACGCGCGCAAGGUGCUGCCGACCGCGACGGACCACCCGUCGACCAACGACGCGCCGCACCUCGCGCGCAUGUCGCCGUACAUCAUUCUCGACGCCAACAAGGCGACGGGCAAGGACUCGCUCUAUCUCUCGGCCAUCGGGAAGCGGUUCAAGGAUCCCAAGGUGGCCAAGGCGUGGCAGGCGUUUUGGAAGUACUUGAACGGGCAGACUGCUCUGGAGAGGAUCGCGUUGCAGGAGGACAUGAAGCGUAAGGAGGCAUGGAAUCUGUUGACGGCGAUGAGUGAGCAUCUCCUAUGCGUGCGGCAUUGGUAG